Messenger RNA from Phaeoacremonium minimum UCRPA7, 1098 nucleotides. RefSeq names its product putative cytosine-purine permease protein. Gene Ontology annotation, molecular function: nucleobase transmembrane transporter activity. Gene Ontology annotation, cellular component: plasma membrane. NCBI's taxonomy places the organism in Eukaryota, Fungi, Ascomycota, Sordariomycetes, Togniniales, Togniniaceae. Bases 1 to 1098 code for a protein of 365 amino acids. Gene Ontology annotation, biological process: transmembrane transport; nucleobase transport. The transcript has 5 exons. The record is from RefSeq and is a predicted model, not a curated record.
AUGAUGAUAGCAUAUUUCGUCUUUUGGUUGAUUCAAUUCCCGCUUCUCAUGAUACACCCUAGCAAGAUGCGCUGGCUGUUCUUCAUCAAGUCCGUGGUCGCUGUGAUAGCCGCUUUCGCAUUGCUUGGAUGGGCUGUUCACACAGGCGGCGCUGGCCCUGUGUUUGCUCAGAAGGCCAAGAUCUCGGGUAGCACCAAAAGUUGGGCUUGGGUUAUGGGUAUUAAUGUUGCAAUCAGCGGCAAGACAACUCUUGCACUCAAUAUCUCUGAUAUGACUCGGUACGGCCGCAAGACUUCUGUCACGUACUGGCAGCUUCUGUUCAUUCCCGUCGUAUACUGGGUGUUCUCUUUUAUUGGUAUUGUUGUUGCUUCAGCAGGACAAUCUAUCUACGGCACUUUGUACUGGGAUCCAACAUCCAUCAUUGCACUAUGGACAAAUCGCGCAGGCGCCUUCUUCUGCGCGUGUGCUUUCGGUCUGGCUACCUUGGGAACCAACAUCUCCACGAAUUGCAUUGCCACAAGUAAUGAUCUGGCAUUCAUUGCACCAAGAUGGAUUAAUCUCCGACGUGGAGCAGCCUUGACUGCUUUCAUUGGUGGCUGGGCAACGGCUCCUUGGAAGAUUUUGGCGAGUGCAACAAGCUUGACGACUUUCUUGAGUGGAUAUAUCAUUGUCCUAGCCCCUGUGGUGGCUAUCAUGAUUGUCGACUUCUGGAUCAUCCGACGCACUCGCCUGCACGUUCCCAUGCUUUAUCAAAACGAAGGCAUCUACCGCUAUGAUUACGGAGUGAAUUGGAGGGCUCUUGCCACACUGAUCAUUGUGGUUCCAGUCAAUCUGCCGGGCUUGAUUCAUGCUAUUAAUGCCAAGGUUGACAUUGGAAACUACUCUUAUUUCUACAAAGCGUCAUGGCUGACGUCCACGUUUAUUGCUGGAUCAGUCUAUCUGAUACUCAACCUUGUGUCGCCUCCUACCCGCACGUUGGUGAACGAGGAGCCUACACUGUACGAUCCUGAAAACAUCAAGGACCCUGAUGCUGCCGACCUUGAAGAUGCCAUUCCUGAGGAGAAAGCUCAGCAAGAGCCCGAACAUCCUCAAAGGUAA